AUGGCAACAGCGAAUAAAGAUCAGAAGGCCAAGCCCAGCGCCCUCCGCUCCAUCCUUGCGGGGUCCACUGCUGGAGCCGUGGAGAUCGCAAUCACCUAUCCUGCUGAAUUCGCAAAGACCCGGACGCAACUCAAUCGCCAACUUGCCCACGGCAAGAAGCUCCCGUGGCCGCCAUUCGGAAGCCAGUGGUACGCAGGAUGUACAACACUGAUCAUUGGGAACUCGCUUAAGGCGGGUAUUCGAUUCGUCGCUUUCGAUGCCAUCAAGUCCGUUCUCCAGGAUGAGAACGGCAAGAUUUCGGGACCAAGGACGGUCGUGGCUGGCUUUGGUGCUGGAUUCACCGAGUCUCUUCUAGCCGUCACCCCCUUUGAGAGCAUCAAGACUCAACUGAUUGAUGACCGCAAGUCUGGCAACCCUCGCAUGCGCGGUUUUUUGCACGGUAGCAAAAUCAUCUUCCAAGAGAGAGGUGUUCGAGGCUUCUUCCAGGGCUUCGUCCCCACCACAGCAAGACAGGCUGCUAAUUCAGCUACCCGGUUCACGGCUUAUACGACAUUGAAGCAACUUGCAGAGGGCUAUGUUGCGCCGGGCGAGAAGCUGGGUACUGCCAGUACAUUUGCUAUCGGAGGAAUCGCGGGUUUGAUCACUGUCUAUGUGACGCAACCCCUGGACACGGUGAAGACAAGAAUGCAAUCUCUUGAGGCCAGCAAGAACUACAAGAACAGCUUUGUCUGUGCAGCUAGAAUCUUCAAGGAUGAGGGUAUUUUGACUUUUUGGUCAGGAGCUGUUCCACGACUCGCGAGAUUGAUCAUGAGUGGAGGAAUUGUGUUCACCAUGUAUGAGAAAGCUAUGGAUCUACUGGAUAUCGCAGACCCAGAGCGGAAGUAUCUCUAG
Molecule: messenger RNA, 891 nt
Organism: Penicillium canescens
Lineage: Eukaryota; Fungi; Ascomycota; Eurotiomycetes; Eurotiales; Aspergillaceae
Product: putative mitochondrial tricarboxylate transporter (Ctp)
Exons: 9
Coding region: 1-891 (296 amino acids)
Biological process (GO): mitochondrial citrate transmembrane transport
Source: RefSeq, a predicted model, not a curated record